GAAGAGAGAGAGAAACUUAGCUUUUUGACAAAAAGUUGCUCAUCACUUCUUGCUUAUUUGCUAAGUUUUCCAGAAAUCGUACAGUGUGGAAAUCAAAGAACAGAGACGAUGUCGUUUUGUUUCCAUGUACGAGGUUUAUAGCACUGAACACUGAACACUCAACCACACUCCAAUCCAACGUCUCAAUUCUCUCCACCACCACCAUCAUGUUCACACUGGCCACCAUAGAAGAAAAGAACAAGAGGAAAAUGUGUGAUCAGGAAGUGAACCAGCCUCUCUCACCUUCACGAUCACCAUCAAAUCCUCCUCAAUUUCAACUUCACCCAAGCACCCCAGAGAAGAUCCCAAGCCCACACAUUCAGAAACGAAUGCAAGGAGACACUUGCUUCAAGUGUCACCAACAAGGUCAUUGGAGUUGGUUUUGCCCUUUGAACUCCCCCAACAACAAGCCCCUCUCAUCAUCUUCACACUCACCCACUCACCACUCCCCUCAGAACAUUCACUGCCGUUGUGGCUACGGUUUUUGCAUCAUCAAAACCUCCAACAGCGAGAGAAACCCGGAUAGGAAGUACUAUUCCUGCCCCAUCAAAAGGGGGGCACAGUGUAAAGGGUAUGGAUUUAUGAAAUGGUGUGAUGAGCCUGUUGAUCAGAGUGAUUUGCAGCCUCCGUUGUUCAAGUACCCUGAGUGUGAAUGCAGAGCUGGAGUGUGUCGUAGAGUGAGGGGACCAGAACAGAGUACCAAUGCGGUUAAGUACUAUUUUGAGUGCCCUGUGAAAAAGGGUCAUGGAUCAUGUGGAUACCAAGUGUUAGAGGAUGAAGUGCUCAACAACACAAGCCUUGCUCCUGUCCGACAAAGCAUGUCUGAAGAUUUAGUGCUCAACAACACAAGCAUUACUCCUAUCCGGAAAAGCAGGCAAAGAUCUCUUGAUGAAUUUUACCAAAAUGUUAAAAGUUAUAAAAUUGAGAAUGGCCUGGGUAAGGGAGGUAAUUUCCUUGGACAAACAAAAAGGAUAAGAAUCAUGGACAAUUAUGAAUUUCUCUCAUCCUUGGUUAUAUCUGAAAUUCCAGAAGGUGAAGAUGCGGGUGCACAAUCGCACAAGAACUCUCAACAACCUCCACAAGAGCAAAAAGGAUCAACUCCGGAAACCAGUACACACAGCUCAAGCCAUCAUCCCUUCCCCAGUUACAACCCAUCACUGAAGCAAACCACACCCGCCUAGCUCAAGGACAAUCUCUCAAUGCAUGAUCCAUUGUUUCCUCCAAUCUAUCACACCGUAGACAAAAAAUAGUAGGGACUACUGCUCCUUUAUUCCAGAGCCUUUUACGCGUCAGAACAAUGCUUCUCAGAUAGAUUAAAUAUUUAUGUAAAUUUUUGCUACUUGUGAGUGCUUGAGAAUUUUAAAUAAUUUAUUAUUUUCUUAAGUUAU
Lotus japonicus is the source of this 1427-nucleotide messenger RNA. RefSeq lists its product as uncharacterized. Gene Ontology annotation, molecular function: zinc ion binding; nucleic acid binding. NCBI's taxonomy places the organism in Eukaryota, Viridiplantae, Streptophyta, Magnoliopsida, Fabales, Fabaceae. The transcript is spliced from 3 exons. The coding region runs from base 207 to 1220 and encodes 337 amino acids. The record is from RefSeq and is a predicted model, not a curated record.